This is a messenger RNA of Grammomys surdaster, 1414 nucleotides long. It is a transcript of the gene Aebp1, whose product is annotated as AE binding protein 1. The record is from RefSeq and is a predicted model, not a curated record. Bases 272 to 1402 code for a protein of 376 amino acids. The transcript is spliced from 9 exons. Lineage: Eukaryota; Metazoa; Chordata; Mammalia; Rodentia; Muridae.
GCCGUCGCAAGCGCUCUGGAGGGCGGUCCGCGUGAGAGCUAGCCACGCGGGGUAGGAGCGCCCAGUUGCCGCCAGAGCUGAGCCAGCCAGAACCUCUCCUGGAGCCCCUUGUCCUCCUUGAAUCUCCCUCUCCCACCCCUUUCUGGAUACCAUCAACGUCCACGUUGCUCCCCAGGGUUCCUCGCGUCCUUUCCCACCCCCACGCGAGGCGCCGCCCCUACUACCCAAGUCCCUGCUCAAGCCCACCCGGCUCCCGCGCGUGCCCAGAGCCAUGGCUGCAGUGCGCAGCGCAUCCCUGCUCUGUGGCCUCUUGGCACUGCUGGCUCUGUGCCCCGAGGGGAGCCCACAGACGGUACUGACUGACGAUGAGAUCGAGGAGUUCCUAGAAGGCUUCCUUUCAGAGCUGGAGACCCAGUCCCCGCCCCGGGAAGACGACGUGGAAGCCCAGCCGCUUCCCGAACCCACCCAGCGUGCCCGCAAAUCCAAGGCAGGGGGCAAGCCGCGGCCAGAUGCAGAAGUCCCUCCACAAAAGAACAAAGACAAAGAGAAGAAAGGGAAGAAGGACAAAGGCCCCAAGGCCACAAAACACCUGGAGAGCUCCACCAGGCCCACCAAGAAACCAAAGGAGAAGCCACCCAAGGCCACCAAAAAGCCCAAAGAGAAGCCACCCAAGGCCACUAAGAAGCCCAAAGAGAAGCCACCCAAGGCCACCAAGAAGCCUAAGGAGAAGCCACCUAAGGCCACUAAGAGGCCCUCGGCAGGAAAGAAGUUAUCAACUGUCGCCCCCUUAGAAACGCUGAAGCUGUCACUCCCCUCAGCCUCCAACCCUAGGCCCCAGGAGCUACCACAGGAGAGAGAAAGAACCUUCCCAAAUACCUGGCAGGGUCAAGGAGAGGAGACCCCGGUGGAGGACAGGCAGCAGCAGCCUGAGCCAGAGGAGGAGACUGAGAUGCCCACACUGGACUACAAUGACCAGAUAGAGCGGGAAGAUUAUGAGGACUUUGAGUACAUCCGUCGCCAGAAACAGCCCAGACCGACACCCAGCAGGAAGAGGCUCUGGCCAGAGCGCCCUGAGGAGAAGACCGAAGAGCCAGAGGAAAAGAAGGAAGUCGAUCCACCUCUGAAGCCCAUGCUGCCCCCUGACUAUGGGGAUAGCUACUUGAUCCCCAACUACGAUGACUUGGACUAUUACUUUCCCCAUCCUCCACCACAGAAGCCUGACGUUGGACAAGAGGUGGAUGAAGAAAAAGAGGAAAUGAAGAAGCCCAAAAAGGAGGGCAGUAGCCCCAAGGAAGACACAGAGGACAAAUGGGCUGUGGAGAGAAACAAAGACCACAAAGGGCCCGGGAAGGGCGAGGAUCUGGAGGAGGAGUGGGCUCCCGUGGAGAAAAUCAGUGAGUAGGGCUACGUGGAG